This is a messenger RNA of Cavenderia fasciculata, 453 nucleotides long. RefSeq lists its product as uncharacterized. Lineage: Eukaryota; Evosea; Eumycetozoa; Acytosteliales; Cavenderiaceae. The transcript has a single exon. The record is from RefSeq and is a predicted model, not a curated record. The coding region runs from base 1 to 453 and encodes 150 amino acids.
AUGUCACAACCACAACCAAAUGCACACGGAUACCCAUCAUACAGUGCAGAUUCACAACCACAACAACAACAAUAUGCAUAUCCUCCACAACAAGGCUACGCACAACCUCCACCACAACACGCCAAUCAAUGUCAAGUGACAGGGUGUCCAAACCUUGCUGAUCCAGGCUACAAUAUCUGUCGUCAACACGUGUUACCUCCACCACAACCACAAGUCAAUCGAUGCCAAGUGACAGGAUGUCCAGGCCUUGCCGAACCAGGCUACAAUAUCUGUCGUCAACAUAUAUCACCUCCACCACAAGUUAUGAUGACUGUCGAAACACAAGAAGUAAAGGAUAAGAACAAAAAUCGACAAAAGAAAGAUGAUCGCAAUGAAAGGGCUCAAGAAUGUGGUAAAUGCUGCUCUGAAUGUUGUUCUGGUUGUUGUGAAGGUUGUUGUGGUGAUGACGAUUAA